Molecule: messenger RNA, 2057 nt
Organism: Carya illinoinensis
Lineage: Eukaryota; Viridiplantae; Streptophyta; Magnoliopsida; Fagales; Juglandaceae
Product: pathogenesis-related genes transcriptional activator PTI6-like
Exons: 1
Coding region: 792-1601 (269 amino acids)
Biological process (GO): regulation of DNA-templated transcription
Molecular function (GO): DNA-binding transcription factor activity; DNA binding
Source: RefSeq, a predicted model, not a curated record
UUCACCUCGAUUGUUUCCUUCGCUCUGAUCUUUCUUCUUAUUCUAGAGUCUAUGACUCUAUAUACCUAGUCCCUUCACUGACUCUCGGAAUGACCUCCUCCUCGCUCGAUCAAGUCUCUUUUUCCCGCCAAAGCCCGACACAUUCCUUGCCAGUCAUCUUUCUUUCUUUCUUUCUUUUUUUAUUUUUUAUUUUUCACCCGUGGGGUCAGACUCGGAUGCAUUAAUCUUCUCUCUGUAAAUAUAAAGAUCCGUUUGUAAUUUCUGUCCAUCCGUCUCCGUCCCACUCUGAUCUUCUGUCCCGCUCUCGAGCACUACUCCUAAUAUAAGCGUACCCAAAGGCCAUGCUCUUUCCGUGCUGAAAAUCUUCGGAUUAAUUGAGUUUUCCCACUCCGUAAAGAGGAAAGACCUCUCUCUCUCUCUCUCUGUCUUUCUGCAUGCUGUAGUACCACUUCACUUUGUCUCUCUUUCCCAUUCUCACUUCUGUCUGCGCAGAGGCAAUAGAAUCUUGCUGUUUAUCUAAUUUGCUAAUUAAAAGCCUUCACUCUUUUUCCUCUUCGUAUAUUCUAAAUUAAGUAUCGUACUUCUUCUUCACCUCCACCGAUUUGUUCACAUUUACUACUUAUUCUAUGAAGCUUGUCUUUCCUUCGCUUUGAUCACCGAGUGAUCGAAACAAAAAAACUCCCCCCACCUUAAUUCACAGGAUCACAUGUUUCGCUCUACGCUUCUUAGAUGCUUUUGAGAUAACCCAUCUGCUAUCGUCGGAUCUCGCAUCAUCGUCUACGACAAGUACCAUGAUAGGAUUCGACGAGAACAACUUCUAUCAUCACCGCGCCGGCAUGUCCUUGAAGUUCUCAGAGCACAUCUUAACAACGAAAAGUAUUAAUUUCACUCGUGAACGGAAAGCUAUGGCUCCCGGUGACUCUGAACAAAAGCUCAAGCUCGUGAGAAUCAUACAAACCGAUGCCGAGGCUACUGACUCCUCCAGCGACGAGGAACAGGGAGAGAAGAUCGUACGAAGAGUUAAAAGACUUGUCAGAGUGGUCAGCUUCGAGCGGCCGCCACUUGUCUUCAAGACUCAGAAAAAAGAGCCUCCCAGAAAGAGAGCGCCGAAAUCGCGAGCAUCCGUCACCACUCACCGGAAUAAGUUCCGAGGUGUCCGGCAGAGGCCUUGGGGUCGCUGGGCCGCGGAGAUCCGAGACCCGAACCGCAGGAAACGGGUCUGGCUCGGUACCUUCGACACGGCUGAAGAAGCAGCCUCCGCGUACGACAAAGCCGCCAUCCAGCUCAAGGGUCCUAACGCCGUCACCAACUUCCCCAACCCCGUCAUGACGGUAUUGGCGGUGGACGUUGAUACGCCGACUACGGAGAGUCCCGGUUCAUCUGACGCGGCUUCCUCCUCCCCGACUUCGGUCCUCCAUUAUGAUGAACCCAUGCCAUUCGACAGCCUCGGUUACGGCGAUGUCGACGUAUUCGGGUUCAAUAUUGACAUGCCGUUAAGUUGGCCGGACUUUGUGGUUUCCAGAAAGCACGUGAACCAGAAGGAGGAGGAAGACUUUGGCGAGUUCGACGUCGACGACUUCUUGGCGGACGGAGUUUGCUAAAUUCGGACGGAUGGUUUAGUAAUGUCAUCCAACUGCUGUGUCCGAAACAGAGACGUGGCAUGGUUUGAUCGGUGAGCAUACACUGUGACGAGAGUCGAGAGUCAACCAAGAAAGUGGAAGUUGCGAAAGUACCCUCGUUUAUUUUGAUAUUAUAUAAAUAUAUAUAGGUAAAUGAAGGUGCGUGAGUGUUAAUACAUAGAGACUUAGUCGAGUUUAGUACUAAUACGGCGAUUUUUGUCUCGUGUUAAUAAGGUUUUGUUUCUGUUGUAACUGUGAUUACUGAUUCGAUGUAUUUUUUCAUAAAGAGAGUUGCAAAGAGAUAAGUUAGAAGCGAGUGAGGAGGAACCUUGAGAAGAGAUAUCUAGGCCAAGAAGCAUCGAAAAGGAUAUGGGAUUUUUGUUGUGACGAUAUUUGUAGUUGUUGAUGUUUAUUAAUACGAGAAUAUUUAUUACUGUA